Molecule: messenger RNA, 354 nt
Organism: Lactuca sativa (garden lettuce)
Lineage: Eukaryota; Viridiplantae; Streptophyta; Magnoliopsida; Asterales; Asteraceae
Source: RefSeq, a predicted model, not a curated record
AUGAGGGUGGGAUUGAAGUAUUUGGGAUUCAGUUUGCAUUGGCAUGGAGGUGGGGGUGGGGGUGGUGACAGGUUAGCGGGAGGGGAUGGGGGAAGUGAAGGUGAUGAUGGUGAGGCGGUAGAGGGAGAGAUGGGUUCAGAUAGUUAUUCAGUGGGAUCAGACCUGGAGGUAGCAGGUAAGGGGUUGGAUAGAGGUUGUUCAGGAGGAGGAGGAGGAGCGGGAGAGGGAGGGGGUAGUAUAGGUAGCGAUGGUAUAGGGGAUAUAGGAGUAGAGGGUGAGUGUGUGGUGAAGUAUUCAUCAACAAUGGGAAUAGAAGGAGUUGGCGAGGACGAGUUUUUGUGGGGAAAGAUAUGA